CCAUCAGACGUCGAGUGUCUCGCGGUAGUCGCGGUGAACGCGGGAAUCGGCGAAUGCAUCGCGAAAAGAUAAUUGGAUAUUGGGUGUGACGUGAUCCGCGUGCGCGUGUCAUAGCCAACGUUCGCCAGGGCUGUGCGAAAAACUUUUGAGAUUCUGCUGAUAAAAAUGGGGAAGGAUGCACAACCGAUUAUCCACUUAUGUGAACUUUAUGUGGAUUUAAAAAUUUAACCUAACCUAAAUUAUUUUAUGAUGAAUCGGUGUAAAGGGAGACAUAACAAAUGUAUAGUCUACACCAGAGAGGAACCUGAGAGGUGCCACGCCGGCCUUUUUCUUAUAACGCUAAACUUUUCUUAUAACACUAAACUCGAAGCGAUAUCAAUCGAUUUAAACUAACGGUAUAAACUACUGUAAAUUAGGUAAAAAUCGCUGAAACGCCACGUUUGAAUCGCGCACGCGUGCGCGCGUGCGAUCGUGAUCGGUGGCGGUGUGGUGGCGCUCGGCUCGGCUUCCGGUCUCGGGUUUUGAGGUUUUGAGUACAAGUGCAGAGUGCAGACUGGCUUUGACGUUCGUCGCGGUUCCGCUCGCGUGGAAAGUCGUCACGGAAAGCGGGGAGAGAAAGGAUUUGUGACGUACUCCGAGGUCCGAGCUCCGACUGCUCCGAGUCGUGUCUGCCUCUCUCUCUUGCGCGCGCUCUUUCUCUCUCUCUCUCUCUUUCUCCCUCUUUUUCUUUGUCUCACUCUCGCGUACGUCGAAAUGUCCAAGUACUCGUGAGAUCGUGUUCGCGUGCGGCCAUCGACGUCGACGACCGACGACGAGGACGAGGACGACAACGACGACGACGACGACGACGACGACGACAACGUUCGUUCCGCUGUAAGAAAGAACCGUGAAAGUGGCUGGGUGGCGACGGCAGCGGCCAAUAAUGCGCAUACCGAACGCGUGGAGACGACAACGCGAGCGACGAUAGCUUCAGAUCUCAAAGAUUGCUGUAAAUCAGACUGUAUCGUCCGACAGGCAGCAUGAGUAAUCCUUAUCGAGCUAGACCCACCAGAUCUCGCGUGGAUCACUCGGCUGCAUAUGGAAUAGGCAAUCAGAAUAUGUGGAUGCCUAUGUCAAGGCCUCAAUCGGAUGUUCCCCCGAGUGAUACCACCCAGCAGUCUCUCGUAAACCAAUCGAAACACACUGGCAAUACAUGGAAGGAUCCCUGGGACUGGAAUCUGGAUACCCAACAAUCGGACACUCAGCAACAGCAGCAGCAGCAACAACAUCAACAACAACCACCACAAUCACCACCACCACCACCACCACCACCUUCAUCCCAGCAGCAACAGCACUAUGUAUCCCCGUAUCAGAAUCAAGGGCAGCUGAUAUCUGAUCCUGCGCAAAACCAUUAUUACAAAAAUGUUAAUGGUAACAUGUCCGAUUUACUUAACCAGAAUUCCGUGUCAGGCAAAAAUACUCCUAGAUCAGAGCCCACCCGUCAACCUGGAUCGAAUUACAUGGAUUCUCUGCCACCCUAUAAUUUAAACUAUAAUCAAAAUCAACAGUAUCCGUUACCACCUCGACAGAACAAUGCAAAAUCCGAUUAUGAGCAUGCUCAAUGGUCAAACGAGCAUCAGUCGCAAAACGCGGCUUACACCCAGCAGAGACUUGUGUCACAGCAAAAGGAUCAGCCACCAAUGCAUCCGCCGCCGACGCAACCAUCUCCAAUGGCGUCACAUAAUAGUUACAAUUGGAGUAAAGACGACGCGACGAAUUUGCCGUUGCAGCGUAAUUGGCAGAAUCACACCGAUAUGCUGGGCCAAUGGCAGGAUCAAAAUAUUCCACAAGAGAUGCAGCAGCCAACUGUUGACAAUAUGGGCAAUCAGUGUGUGCAACCAUCGCAAAUGUAUAACGCGUCUAUCGAAGGAGGUAGCAAGGAACAUUCUAUAAAUUGGUCCACGAGUGGGCAGCAAGGUAAUGAAACAGUUAAUAAGUCUAAUGCUGUGUCAAAUCAGUGGCAUAAUCAAAAUCGCGAAUUCCAACAAUCCUCACAUUUAGUACAAACAAAUAAUGACACAUUUGCUUCCUGGUCGCAGUCAGGCAAUGUCGGUGCUUCGCACGAUUGGAGACAAUCCAACGUGCAAAGCAAAUCUAUACAUUCUACGCAAUGGUCACAACCAACGGGUGCGGAUAACACUUCGUUCGCAGAGAACGUGUCGCAAAAUAAUAAUGACGCUAAGUUUGCCGCAAACGAAUGGCAACAGAUGCACAUGGCGCCUUUUCACUAUGUUCCCACAUCUACAACUGUACCUACAACCAUAGAAAAUAUUGUUCAUACGUCCAAUAAUAAUGAACAACGAGAGAGUGAGAAGCAAGUGACAAAUACUAUGUCGCCUCACGAUUCAAUUAAUCAUACGAACUCAAUUAAUGUUGAGUCAUCGAUUGGAGAUCAUCAUAAUCCGAACGUACUGACUGACGACAGCACAAAAGGUGAUUCUUCUAAAACCGAUAUCGGCGAAAAGGAUGAUCAGACUUUUGUUACUACAGCGGCAGAAGAAUUAACUAGCAAUUUUGGUCAACUUAAUCUUGGGAGCAAGUCGGGAAAGCACAUGGAUUCUUUAGGUGAAUCGUUAGAUGUGUAUUCGAACUCCGUCAUUUCAGAAGGGAGGGCUCAACUCCCCGCUAACUUCGCGAAUACCCGAGGUAAUCCUGUCCCCGACAAUAUACCCAUGCUUCCUUCGGAUUAUGCGUCAAUCGGUACAGAAAACUCUCAUUCUGUCGAUAGCCAGCCAAUUCUCGGUCAAGAUCAUUCGAUAUCAAAUGCAUAUCAAAGUGGUGCUACCAAGAUAACGGAUACUAACUCGCAAAGUGGAUACGAUCAAUGGUACAAUCAAAACACAUUGGAUAAUGCAUGGUAUGCAAAGGAUCACUCGCAUCCAUCUCCCAAGCAAUGGAACACCCCUGAGCAGAACGUAGAAAACUACGAGAACAUCCAACAAACAUCCGACUUUAUAAAUGUCGAGGUCGUUGCACCUGCGACGUUGAAAGAGCGGGAUAUUUAUGGUUCGCGGGAUUCUAUAAACAAGGAAACAUUAGAUAAUGAUCCCAAGCCGAGCGUGAAUCUCAAAGAAGCGACGAAUAUCCGAGAUUUCAGGGAAGAGGUGAACAAUGUCGAAGUGCCAUCGAUACAGCAACAGCAGGCGCGGCUUCAUCCACCUCUGACGGAACAGAUGCCAGAUAACUAUGAAUUUGCUUCGAAUGAUAGAAACACAUUUUUGGAGACUGGCGAGUUAACGGACUCACAUCAAGAACAUGAACCAACGCCACCGAGUCAGGACGACGAGAACGAUGAAGUGCCUAACGAUAUUCCUUUUCUGCGCGAAGUACCCGGGCAAUCGAGCACCAUAGAUCCACGCAGGAACGAUCCUACGGGUCAGGAACAUCACGUACAGAUUGGGCAACGUCUGUCUGAUCCCAGAAGAAAUGAUCCCUCUGGUCAGGAACAAACUGUGCAAGUUAGGAAUAUAUCUGACAGAGUGGAGCGUCGCGAUGUUCUUCCAGGGCAAGAGAGAAAUGUUCCUCUGCUAUUACGGGGUGACUCGGACACGCUAGAACGACGGAAUGAUCCUUCGGGUAGAGAACGUUCUCUUCCACCGCAACAGUCGCGGAAUGAUCCGUCAGGUGAAGAAAGAUACCAGCUGCAGUCGCAAAUAAUGUUGGAACCGAGCGAGACCCGUGAAGUGCUCGGUAGAGGUAACGAGCCUGAUGAAGUUACGCAGCAAACGGACGCGGAGCUUAGGCAGAUACCAGGCGGAGCAUCCUCCAACGACGUUACGCAAUUGUCGGAUGACAGAACAACAGGGGGUAGAGUUGUUACCGGCUCUCCUCCGGAGAUUCCCCCAUCGAUGUCCGCGAUGCAGGAUCAAGCGAAUGAAUCGCGAAACAAGCGCGAGGAAGCGGUAGGUGCGUCUUUGGAAAGCGAAAGUCAAGGUAUUUCUGGCUUGUCAAAUCGCCGGGAUUCCUACGAGGAUGAAGAGGAUGAAGGAUCCCGUAACAGCCGGGACGAGAGUAGGGAGAGGCGACGGGAAACCAGUCCCGAUCGCCGACGAUACGAGUACGAUCGAAAAAACGCAUAUUACGAAUACGAGGACGAUUACUAUUACGAGCGCCGACGCGCGGGCGAUAAUGAUCGUCAGUAUAAUACCCGUGACGAUUUCGAGCGACGGGAUGUUCCGUAUCGGGAUGAAGAUCGUAAGCAUCACAGUCGCGACGAUCUAGAUCGACAUAGUAGAGAUGAUAUGGAACGAAGAGUCAGGGGAAAAGAGGAUAUAGAUGAAAGAGAUGGUAGAAGGAGACCGGAUGAUCGUAGAAGAGGCGAUGAUUUGCGUCGUCGAGAUAGAGAUCCGAGAGACUACGAUGCACGAUAUUCUAGGGAUCCUAGAGAGCCUAGGGACAGAGAAUACAUGGAUCGUGACAGAAGAAGGGACGACAGACGACCUCGAAGAUACGACGAUUACGAUGUUAGAGAUCCAUACAGAAGGGAUUACUAUGACGAUCCUUAUGGAAGAAGUUCUAGGCCUUCCAGUAGAUCUUCUUAUAACGAUAGAGAUCGUGAAUAUUACAUGCGUGCGAGAGAUCCUUAUUAUGCAUAUAAUGGCUACAGUGGUUAUGAUUAUGGUGCUCAUUAUGGCAACAAUUAUUAUGCAUAUCUUGAAAACUUACGUCGGACGAAUCCUGCCGCCUAUUCCGAGUGGUACCACAAAUAUUAUGCUAACCAGCAUCAGCAACAACAUAUUGCUAGAGGAGUCAGCAAUUAUCCAGAGGAUAGAGCCAGCGUUCAUUCUGGUCGUAGUUCCUGCGACGACAGGAUCACUGGUGAUAAGCGAACAUUGGGUGACAUGUCACUAUUGGAAGAUUCGAUAAUUACAUCUGCUCGAUUGACACCAACUAAAUAUUCUACAUCUCAUGCAUAUGGAUGUUUUUCCAUUGGAUCUUUGGUACAUGUUCAUCCAAGCUAUCCAGCUGAUGGCGAGAGAGCUAAAGUAGAUAUUUUUCGUGUAGAUAACUUACUUUUGCAUGAUCCUAUCGCACGUGAUUUGCGAUUAUACCCAGGACCUCUAAUUAAUGGUGUAACGCACAAGAAGACUAUCAUAGAAUAUUGUGAAAAUAAAAUUAAAAAAGCAGUGACAAAUGAAGAAAUAGUUGAUCGCUCUUCAUACAUCUUGCUGUACGAAUUGAUGAUUAUGUUAAUUCAACAAAAUGGAAACGUUGUGGGUGUCGAUAUUGCCGGGCUCUUGCUGCGUAAUAAGGAUGCUUAUCCUUACGACGUGAAUAAAUUGAGAUCUCAAGAUGUGGGACGUAGAGAAUCGCAAAUAUCACAGCGAUCUGUAGCAACAGGCAGUGAUGGGAGUACUCAGGAUAUUUCAGCAUUAUCUGAAAAAACUGAAACCAAGCAGCGUAAAACUGUAGAGCAAAUAACAGACGAAUUCAGAGAUACAUUACUCUAUGGACGAGUUCAAGAAGCAUUAGAGUAUGCGAUGAACGAAGGACUUUGGGGCCAUGCUCUUUUCCUUGCUAGUAAACUGGAUAAACGCACACAUGCUUCUGUAAUGACUCGUUUUGCAAACAGUCUGCCACCACACGAUCCACUGCAGACAUUAUAUCAACUGCAUUCUGGUCGUGUGCCUGCUAUAGUUACGUGCGUUGCGGAUCCACGCUGGGACGAUUGGCGGCCUCACCUAGCUAUGAUUAUUUCUAAUACCUCAGCCAAUCCAGAAGUUAAUCGCCGAUCAAUAACGACUCUCGGGGAUACAUUAUUCGCGAGAGGUGAUAUCCACGCCGCACAUUUUUGUUACAUACUUGCGCAAAUUGAUUUUGGGGCUUAUGGGUCUAAUGGAGUUAAACUUGUAUUAAUCGGCUCUAAUCACAACAAGUCAUAUCCUGAAUUCUUCACUAUGGAAGCUGUCAUGCUAACGGAGAUUUACGAAUAUGCUCGAAACCUUAGCGAUCCGUGUUUCACAUUAGUAGACCUUCAAACAUUCAAAUUUGAUUUAACCGUGAAGAUGGUGGAUUGUGGUUUAAUAGAAAAGGCUCUAUUAUAUAUCGAACAAAUUGCCACGAAUAUCGCAAAUGACCCGUCGAAAUACAAGAAAUCUUUCAUCAAAGCAGUUUAUGUAUUGGGUGACCGAAUCAAGUAUCACGAUCCAGUCUAUAAGGAUGCUAUCGAGGAUGCUGCAAAUGUAACGUGGCUUAAUAAAUUGGCGGAGAUAGUUGGAAAAAAUCAGGAACAGACCGUUGAAGAUGAAACGUUCGGUUCCCGAACUCUGAUAGAAAAUCAGGAAAUUCAUGAAAUAAAACAUCAGCAACAAUCGCAACAGCAAUGGAACACUAUCCAACCCGAUUAUAGUGACGGGCCUACAUCGAUGAUGGAAGUUAAUACGAGCGAAAUACAAUCAGAUUGGCAACCAUUAUCUUUGCCCACGAAUAUUCAGGAUACAUACGAUCCGAACGCGCAAUAUAUGAGAAACGUGGACGAAUCCAUUCAGUAUCAGCAGCCGCAGCAACAGGAUUAUUGGAACCAGCAGUCGUAUUAUCAGAAUAAUUAUGGAAGAAACGAAACUAUGCCGCCUAAUUGGCAGCAACAGCCCGCAUCAGGUUUAACUACCGAUCAGACUGAAGCAAACAACUCGCAACAGCAAGACAAAUGGAACUACGAGACGGAAAGGGAAGACAAAACGCCUACCCCUGAACCUCCGCAACCAACAAUCUCUAUGACACCGUCGACGGGUAAGCAGUAUGAUCCAUUGGAAGAAUUAGACGCGCUUGAGACCCCACGAUCGACUGCUAAAUCUACCGCGGACACGAAGAAAACGAUUGAGAAAACAGCUGAGAAGAAACCCGCGAACAGUAGUGGCUCCUGGUUUGGUGGUUUGUUCAGUAAACUCGCUCCCAAGCCGAAAAAUCAAAUGAUAUUGCCAGACGAUAGCAACCCAACGAUUGUUUGGGACCCGGUCGCUAAAAAGUGGAUGAACAAGGAUGAGGACGGUGACAGCGGUUCCGGGACAUUGGCCCCACCACCAAAAACAUCCGAUAUGAGUUUUCGUGCACCGUCGAUGGAACGUGGCCUCGAUAGUUCGCAGCCACCUCUACCGAGUGCACAUAAUGAAGAUACGCCAGCAAUGGAUAUUUCGAAAUUACCUACUGCUAGCAAUAUGUUCAAAUUGCCGAAGGGUAGGAAUAUGCGUGCCAACUACGUAGAUAUAAUGAAUCCCGCUGGAGCAUCCAAAGGUAGCACGGCGUCGUCUAACGUUGCCACUCCUAUGACGUCUCCACUCGUACCUAUGGCUACCUCGUCCCCGCAGAUGUUUAUUCCUGCACCAAUUAAUGAUCCAACCGCUCCAGUGGAUUUUUUGACACCGGCAGCAACACCGCCGUCUGGAAACGUUGCGGAGAAUACGCCACUCUCUCGCUGGAGCUCGACCAGCUCGUUAUCACGAGAGGUGCAAAGCUACACAAUGAGGGAUCCGCGGCUCCUUCAACGGAACAAGGGACCAAUGAUGUACAACCCGAGUGACAUGAAGGAUCGUUCGAUGAAGAACAUGCCACCUAGCAGAUAUCAUCCACGAUAAUUUUUGCUUAUCAGAAUAAUUUGUUAUUUAAAUUAGAAGUUUUCUUAUACCACUUGUAUUUAAUGUGAAUAUCUGUUCCUGUAUAGAAAACGUGACAACAAUAGUACAUUUUUUUUAGAAUGAUUGUGCACGAUGCACACAGUCUCUUUCGAAAGGAUGUAUAUACCUAUAUGCAUAUUCACGCGACGUAAGAAAAUAGGCAUCUCUUUAGAUGCUUUCAUGCACGACGUUCUUCAUAUAUUUGUGUUGUCUAGAUAAAUUUUUACAUUUGGAAUUCUGUUCGAGUUUGUUUUCUUGUUAUAUUUAUAUGUCGAAUUAAAUAGUAUGUUAAAAUAUAUUCAAAACAAGAUUCUCAUACAAUGUAGGAGACAAUUUAACGAUGUAAUGAUAAUAUAGAUAAUUGAAUUUGAGCACGUUUAAAGAUUCGAAAUUAGAAGUUUUCAUUGCACACCUUUCGAUUAAAAGAAUGUGUUCCUUUCCGACCAAUUGUCGCGGAAUGUUAUAUCAUAUGCAAUGUAACGAGUUUAUUUAGAAGUUACGCACCGAUUUCCGUUUUUAUAAAUGCGUAUUUCCAUUGGAUAAUAACCUAUGCAUUUGCUGAUCAUUAUCCAUUGUUAUGGAAAUGCGUAAGUGCGCAUUCCCGUUACUACUUACUUUCGUCUAGCUUAUAAGUAAAUCGCCGUCGGUACUGGAUUCAAUGUCACGCCUAGAUUGAAGUCUUGCGAGCAAGUUCGAAUUAUGUGAGUAAGAUGUAAAAUUGAUAUUUUUACGUGCAACCUAUAAUCAGAGAUCUAUCUAAGUUACAAUUGAAUAAUCCCUCGCUUGGAAAAGUGUCUUGUAAAUGUGUGGUGAUAGAGGGAGGAUUAUAACAUUAAUUAUAACUUAGAGUUCUAUCGCAGAAUUUGUUACAACACGGCCUCGGUAUGUGCUGUAAAUCUAAGUCUGAUUUUAUAUGUACGAGGAAAGAAAGGAGUAUCACGCGCAGUGCCGAUAAAUACGAAAUGUUAGGGAUGUGAAAAUUUUAUCGAAUGUAAAAGAAGAGAGAGGCAAAAUAGCGCGUUAAGUGUACAAUAAGAAUACUGUUGUUAGACAUCGGACUUAUAUAAUAUUAUAUAAUAUGAGAUAACAUUGAUACACCAAUAAUAUGCAACUGCCAUCAACGUGCGGAGAAUGCGAAAUGAAUUUGUAUCGCGUUAGAUUUGUAAGAUAUGUCCGUUGGUGUCUAUCUCUGCGAGGAAUUUGAUAGGUUUAGUUACGAAUAAGUGUUGAUCAAAGUGAACGCAAAGGAUCCUGGCAAAGAAUAGGCAAAAUGGUUUAGUGAUUGUUUCCGUAUGCGCUGGGAUACCUCUAUCGGAAAAUAAAUGUCCUAGGUGAUAUAUAUUUUUCGGUAAAGAGUAAAGAGUGAAUAUCUCCGUGAGUAAAGACUUUUUACUUGGCUCAAUCUGUCAUUGCCCUGUGCUUCGUUCUGAAUACUGUUGAUCAUUCAUGGCAAUUUUAGAAUGUUUUGUUGAAAAUAUUAUCGACUAUAGCAGCUCGUCUCGAUUUCUAUCGCUGAUAAACGUCCCGUAAUAUUAUCAAGGUUGAGAAAUUUUCGAGUUUUUCGGAAUAGUUUUUGGAUAAAUAUCCGUUUUGUCAUUGACCACAACUAGACGGGACUGGUUUUAGAAAUAGAUUUUUGUAAAUUGUGACACGUAAUACAUUUUAUAUCUAUGACAUACAAAUUAAGUAUAUCUUAUAGGUGCAUAUAUUAUAUUAUGAUAUUAUAAUAUAAUAUUAUAUAUAUAUAUAUAUAUAUAUAUAUAUAUAUAUAUAUAUAUAUAUAUAUAUCAUAUAUUUUACAAUGUAUACUUACAAUAUACAAUAUAUAAUUGUAAUAUUAUAAUAUAUGUAUACUACAACACAUGGUGAUGUUGCAGAGAAGUCGUGUAAUAUAUAUACAAUAUACAUAUAUACUCUAAGAUUUGUACAUACUUUAAAUGUAGCUUUCGUAAACUUGUCCGCAAUUCUUUAUAUAGAGAAUUCGCGCGUUUGUUUUUUAAAUAUCGAGACAGUGAAACGAAUCGCGCCACUGUACCCUCGCUGAAAUGCAAAAGUAACCAGCCGCUUUAUUUGUGGUGAAUGGCAGGUUAUUGCAAUUAACACCAUUAACCUCGUAGUUGAGCGAUAAUGAAUUUCUGUUGAAAAAUCUACAUAUAUAGUCGUUAGCAAAAUAUGUUAUAUAAUGUCUCUAAUUCUUGCACACGAUUGAGUUUAAGUCGAAAACUUGGGUGACGAUAUAAAAUGUGCAAUUAAACUACUGUCUCUUUUUCUCUUUUCUUAUCAUUUACUCGUCAUGCGAGAACAUUUCGUUUCGCAAGAUAUAAUUAGCAUAAAAUACGAAAUAUGAUCGACUCGCCCGAGAAUUCUGAAUAGUGAUAUUAUGUUACGGCAGGAUAGCGGGCGAGAAGAAAAGAAGGUUUUAAGGUUAGUGUUAAAGUUGAACAGAAGUAUUAAUCGAGCUGUAAUGUAAUGUAUGUAUAGGCCGGUAGGCCGGUUGGCCGGUUUUUGGAACGACGCGAUUUCGUCUUUGAUGUAACAUAUUGCUAUGUACGUUCACACACUUUCGAAUUCCGAGUUGAUGUACGUUUCUGGGGGGGGGGGGAUUGCGGAUUACAUUGAUAAUAAUAACAAUAAUGAUAAUUACACUGUAUAUUAUUAAUAUUACAAUAAAGAAUAAUACAAAUUGAGAAA
This is a messenger RNA of Solenopsis invicta (red fire ant), 10340 nucleotides long. RefSeq lists its product as uncharacterized. Gene Ontology annotation, biological process: COPII vesicle coat assembly; autophagy; Golgi organization. Lineage: Eukaryota; Metazoa; Arthropoda; Insecta; Hymenoptera; Formicidae. Bases 1020 to 7610 code for a protein of 2196 amino acids. Gene Ontology annotation, cellular component: ER to Golgi transport vesicle membrane; endoplasmic reticulum exit site. The transcript is spliced from 18 exons. The record is from RefSeq and is a predicted model, not a curated record.